Belonocnema kinseyi is the source of this 9707-nucleotide messenger RNA. It is a transcript of the gene jbug, whose product is annotated as filamin-A. The transcript is spliced from 41 exons. Gene Ontology annotation, biological process: actin cytoskeleton organization. The record is from RefSeq and is a predicted model, not a curated record. NCBI's taxonomy places the organism in Eukaryota, Metazoa, Arthropoda, Insecta, Hymenoptera, Cynipidae. The coding region runs from base 725 to 9616 and encodes 2963 amino acids. Gene Ontology annotation, molecular function: actin filament binding.
CAAUAAAUAUCAAACUUUUUCAUGGUUCAAAAAUGGCGUUUCUUGAAUAAACUAUUCUAUAGUGAAACACAAUUCUUGAAAUUUCCCAUUCUCACGGAAAGAAAAACUAUUAAACAAUCAAGUUUGCAGAUUGAUAUUUUACUCCCGAGAUGACUGGUUGAUCUUUAAAUCGGUCAGUUACACGCGAAGAAAGUGCAAGUUUGUAAAAGUAAAAAAAAAUUUACGCCCUCGGCAAAAAUGUAAACAUACCUUUUUUGGAGCGACAUUUUUCACAAAAUUGAGGUUAUGUGAGUGCUGUGCUUUGUAAUUUGUUUCUGUAAACUUCAAGUGUAAUAUUUAUUAUUGUUAUUUACGAAAAGAGUCUAAUGUUUCGGUGUUCAUUGUUCGUGGUCAUAAUAUUAAUUAGCGAAGAGUCUCACCGAACACCUGUCAAUGAAAAAAAUUCUUGUCCUCUGUAUCCGCGAGUUAAAUAACAAAAAGUGAAGUGUAAUUAUUGCAAUUUUGUAAAAUAUUGUUCAGAAUGCUGGUGAAAUCUAUUUUGUGGACGUGUAAAGUCGUAAAGUGACAAAACGUGUUGUGUUACUUGUUUCUUUGAUGUGGAAACGCCAACUAUAUAAAAGUCAUGAAUUUGUUUGUCAUGAUUUUUUGACUUGAGAGUGUACUUUUGGACUGCGUUGUGAUUACUCGUCUAAAAUUUGGGCAUUGAAAAAGAAAAAGGAAGAAAAUGCAGACGGAACAACUUCGACCGGAACAGCUGGUGGGUCUGGUGGCCCGAUCAGCCGAAGGUACAGCAGCAAAGGGAAUGCCCAUCAAAGGCCAUGAAGACCUGUGGGUGGAAAUUCAGGCCACGACAUUCAGAAAUUGGGUGAACGAGCACCUGAAACAGGCUGGUGAUGCCGGGGGUGGACCAGUUCUGGACCUAGCCGAGGAUUUCAGGGACGGCACAAGAUUGUGUGCCCUAGUUGAAGUUCUCACCAAAAGACGUCUUCCUAGAUGGAAUCCCAGACCUGCUAAUCAACAUCAUCACCUGGAAAAUGUUUCCACUGCACUGCAGGCUGUUGAGGCUGAUGGCGUCAAGCUUGUCAACAUCGGUAACGUGGACAUCGUUAAUGGGAACUUGAAGUUAAUCUUAGGCCUAAUAUGGUCUCUCAUUGUCAGAUACCAAAUAGGCAAGUCCAAGUUCCCGCCAAGGAAACUUAUGCUCGCAUGGCUCAAGGCCGUUCUGCCAGAGUGCAGAGUGAACAACUUUACGACAGACUGGAAUUCUGGUGUAUACUUGAGCGCACUCCUGGACUAUUGCAAACCUGGCCUCUUUCCUCAUUGGCGCCAACUUGACCCUAAUGACAGCGUCUAUAAUUGCCGCAAAGCAAUGGAAAUAGCAAAGAGGGAAUUCGAUAUUCCUGCGGUAUUAGAACCAGAAUAUCUAGCCUCUCCGUAUUUGGACGAAUUGUCAGGAAUGACAUAUCUAUCCUACUUUAUGAAAGAAGGAUCGCCUGGAUUUUACGCUACUUUGCGGUGGGUAAAUUCUCAGCUGCCUCAUGCUCCAGUUCGGAAUUUCACAACUGAUUGGAAUGAUGGAAGAGCCUUGUGCGGAAUCGUCAGAAACUUAGGAGGACCUGCUCCUCCUUACGACAAACUCGAUCCAAAUCCUUCUUCCUGGGAACAAAAUUUACAAUUGGGUAUCGACAGUGGGAAAAAGCUGGGGGUGGAACCUAUCCUGAAAGCGAAAGACAUGGCUGAUCAGAAUGUGGAGCAUUUGGGAGUAAUGGCUUAUGCAGCAUACUUUCAGUGGCUGAAGCCUCGCCCUCAAGCCAGCGAGCAAAUUGCUGUGCACAUAGAGAGUACUUCCGCAAGAGUGCAGCAGCCGGCACAUUUUAGAUUAGAGAUGCUGUCAAAGGACGUUACUCCACGAGAGAUUCGUGCCGAAAUAGUGAGUCCAAGUGGAAGAGUGGAAUGUCGCUUGACAUGGAAUGGUACCCACGGAAAAGGAACUUUUGUGCCAACGGAAGUUGGCAUGCACAAGUUAAUGGUUUAUAAUGACGGAGAGCUGGUUAACGGAUGCCCCUAUUAUUUCAGAGUAUUACCGCCCUUAACCAAAAUCAAAUCACCUGGCAUGGAUCCCUGCGCCAUUGGGUCCAUUGUCGAGGUUCUAGUCAAUAGUUACGGAACUAGUCAUGAUGGCAUUGAUGUGACGGCAUGGUCUCCGACAGAAAGACCGCUUCCUUGCCCUGUAAAAGAACACGAUGGGGUUCACACUGCUACAUUUCAACCAGACGAAACAGGAGAAUGGAGUAUUGCCAUAACUCACAAAGGAAAUCACAUUCAAGGAGGACCAUUCACAUGUUUUGUGUUUGACCCUAAUGGAGUUAAGCUCCUAGAUACGGACGGAGCAAUGCCAGGUCAGCCUUUUUCAUUUACCGUCGAUGCAACAGGAACCGGCGGAUUGGGUGACAUAAUCAUAGAUAUAGUGCAUGACAAGCAGUCGAUUCCAUAUCGAAUCGAGGAUAUCGGACGCAUGCGAUAUCGAAUAUCCCUUGUGCCACGCGAUGCUGGAAAAUACCGAGUCUACGUAUACUUCAACGGCUCUGACGUUCGUGGUUCUCCAUUCUCACUUCGUGUUGGCACACAAAAAGGAUCCAAAAGAUCAAAGGAAUCGACAUCGAGUCUAGAAAGGUCGAAAGUAUCAUCCCUCGAGAGGAGAAUGAACGGAAUCAAUGUUUCGUCGACGGAACGGUCUAGUCCAGUCCAGAAGACCUAUUCGUCACCAACUUAUAAAUCUCCAAGUCCCACCCACUCACCUUUUAACAAAAGUAGUUCCAGUAGCUUCGAAAAUUCGAGUUCUUAUCAUCAUACUUCGAGUUCUCUGAACAACUCUCGAUCUUCCCAUAAUCAGCAUUCUCCGCGGAACUUAAACAGUCCUUCGAUCAUCCGAGAGACGAGGGAGAAGGAGAUUUAUUCAUCUACUUAUAAUCGCAGUUCGCCGAAUAUCAGCAACUCCUCGAUAAGGAAUACCCAGAGUCCGAGUUUGAUUAAGGAGUCGAAAGAUAUUUAUUCCUCGACUUCGGUGAACAGAUCUCGAUCACCGAAUCCAAGUCCAAUUAGCAAGGUCCCGAAUAGUCCGACGAUUAAGGAGUCGAGGGAUGUUUAUCAGACGGGAUCUUUGAAUCGUUCGACGAAUAGUCAGACGAUUAAGGAAUCGAAGGAUAUUUACCAAUCGGGAUCUUUGAAUCGAUCGAGGUCGCCGACGAGAAGUCCAAUGACGUUUGGAAAUCCGCAGAGUCCGGUAAAGAGGAGUUUCAGUCCGAGGACUGGAGAGAAGGAUCCUCUGAGCAACAGAAGAGGAUCUGUGGAGAGUGCAGUUGUUGAUACGAGCAGCAAUGUCAAAGUCUCCUCAAUGAUAGGCGGAACAUCUCGACGCGAUUCAUGGGAUGCUAUCGCCAAAACAAAAUCGCUUCUCUCUUAUGGAAGCCUCGAAUCUUUAGCCAAUUUGACUGGCAAUGGAGCAACAACAGAACAUUCAAGCAGCACAAAUUACGUCAACAACAACUACCGAAAUGGGAAUGCCAUCGUUCAUCAAAACUCUUCAUCGAAUUUUAGUACGACGCAAAAAUUUACAACCACUGAAUACGGUACAACCCAAAAAUACAGCAGCGAGAGCCAAAACGGACGGGCUCAGACUCACGGAAUUUUAAAGAACAAGAAUAAUAAUCAUUACAAGAGUGUAGACACCAUCGAUUCCGCACACGAGAGAUACACUCAGAAUAGUCAGAAUGGAGUUUCAGCAUUUAGAACGGUUUCUGGCAAAAAUUCUCUUGUUGUUGGGAAUGCACUCGAGAUUUUGCCGGUUCAUAAACCAACGACAUUUACUUUGGAUCAGAGUCUUGAUUCUAAUAAUGUCAGUGUCUCAGUCACAGGACCACAUGGUAAGUCUGUCGCAGUUCAAAAAUCGACACUGCGUGGUCUGACUUACACCAUUACUGCUGAGGAAGUUGGGGAACAUAUUAUUCAGGUUCUCGUAAAUGGACAGCAUAUCAAGGGAUCCCCAUUUAGGUCUCAAGCUUAUAACGCUAAGGCUAUUCAAGUGGGAAACAUCCCGGAUGGAGUGAUUAAUCAACCAGUCGAAUUUGAAAUCGAUGGUUCCAGAGCUGGUUCAGGAAAUUUAGAAAUCCUCGUUAACGGCGGUCAUGUCACGAGUUUCGUAAGAGCACUAGGUAGUCAGCGAUUUUUGGCAUCGUUCGUACCUCACGAAGCAGUUACACAUUUGGUUGAAAUGACUUUUAAUGGCGAUACGGUAGCUGGAUCACCUUGGCGAGUAGGAAUCAUGCCUGGCCCUAAAAUGUCAGUAGUUGGUGACUCUGUCAGGCUGGUUCCUGCGGGAAGUCCCGCGUUAUUCGAACUCUCGGCCCUUGGCUUCAGUAGCAAUGAAAUCGACGUGCAGAUUACAACGCCAUCAAAGCGACAUAUUACUGCACGAAUUGACGAAGAGCCAGGGCGGGCAGGAGAGUUUCGCGUUGAGUUCACUCCGACCGAGGUUGGAAGUCACCUGGUGGAAGUGAGCAUCGCGGGACAAAAGCUACCGGCAGGACCUCUCGUCGCCAAAGUUUACAAUAGCAAUCUCAUCCAAGUAACUGACGUACCUAGUGCUGUAGUGGGACAUGCCUGCCAAUUUAGAGUGGACGCAAGUGCCGCUGGAGAAGGUCAAUUAGAAAUCUCAAUAAAUGAAGGAGAGGUUCCUAACCACGUGCAAGUAGUAGGAGGAGGUCGUUGUCUUGUUUCCUUCACGCCUGAUGUUGCCAAGCCUCAUUAUAUCGAUAUCAAAUUCAACGGAGAAGCCGUUCCUGGGUGUCCUUUUAUCUGCAAUGUAUCCGAUACGAGCAGAGUUACUCUCAGCUUAAACCAUCUAGAGUUGAUACCGGUAGAUCAACCCGCCAGCUUUCAUAUGGCUGUCGAUGGAAGUGGUAGCGCCGAACUUGCGGUUUCCGUAAGAGGACCAAUUAUGGAAUUGCCUGUCAAAGUGACAGGGAAUAUUCACAGUGGCUUCACCGCAGAAUUUACACCAAGAGAUGUUGGUGUACAUUCGAUUAGUGUAGAGUACAAUGGUCACCCGGUGAACGGUACACCGUUUUUGGCCAAAGCAUUUAACGCUGAUAAGGUCCUAAUUGGAUCCGUUGCGAGGGGCAAUGUUGGACAACCAACGCAUUUCAGUGUUGAUGCAAGUCAGGCUGGAGAAGGAAAUUUAGAAAUAACGAUAGCGGCACGUGGACAAAACAUACCUACUCAAGUGACGCCGCAAGGCAAUGCACGAUUCUCAGUCAGUUUCGUGCCAUUUGAGGCAUGCGAACACAUUAUAAAUAUCGCCUUUAAUAAAAGAACUGUGCCUGGCUGUCCGAUUAUUACGAGAGUGGGUGGUGAUAGCCAUGUUACAGUAAGUGGGCAGGCAUUAAGCAGUGCUGGGUUAGGACGGCAAAGUUAUCUUACCGUCAGUAAUGUUGCCGGUAGCUUGGAAGAUUUAGAAGUUAACGUUGAAGGACCCAAUGGACAGGCUGUACCAGCUCAAGUCACCGACAAUAAAGAUACAACCUGCACAGUAGCAUUCACACCCAGAGUUGUUGGAGAACAUAAAAUAUCUGUGAGCCACAGAAACGUUCCCGUGGUCGGUAGUCCCUUUAGCUGCAAAGUCUACGACGUCGCUGCUAUCAGAGUUAAGGAUUCAAAACGAGGAGUAAUUGGGAUGCCAGUCACCUUUUUAGUGGAAACGAGUCAAGCAGGACCAGGAAAUUUAGAAGUAACAGUAAAUGGAGGUCGAGUUCCAACUUCUGCUCAGGCGCAGGGUCCCCACACCUAUGCAAUAUCCUUUACACCUCGAGAACCAAUUUCACAUACUGUGGAUUUACGUUUUAAUGGCGAGGAUGUUCCAGGCAGUCCCUUCAGUUGCCAGGUGAGCGAUUCAGCGAGAGUUCUAAUUACGGAAGGACUCGAAAAGGUAUCAGUAGAUCGUGUCGCCACAUUUACUAUUGAGGCUGAUCCUUCACUGGGCACCCCCGCAAUAGAAGUUCUUUCGCCUACGAGAGAAAGUAUACCUGUUCAAAUCAAACAGAUGGGUCACGGUUCUUACACUGCUGGUUUUACACCUAGAGAUGUCGGUGACCACAGCGUGGAAGUUAAAUUGAGCGGCUCGCACGUUGAGGGCAGCCCUUUCCUCGUAAAAGCUUACAAUGCAGACAAAGUAAAAGUCACUGACAUCAACAGUGGACUUGUUGGAAAGCCUGUAUUUUUCAGCAUCAACGCAAGUCAAGCAGGAGCUGGAAACCUAGAAAUUAUUGUGGCAGUAAAUGGGAAGAAUGUACCAAAUUAUGUACAAAGUGAAGGAAACGCGAAGUUUAGGGUCAAUUUCAAGCCACAAGAAGCAGCCAUGCACAGCCUUAGUGUUCGAUUUAAUGGCGAACCCGUACCAGGAUCCCCGUUUAGUUGCAAAGUGGUUGGAGCAGGUCAAGCCUUAAUAACUGGUCACAAUUUAAAAAUGGGAGCCGUAAAACGGUUAAUAGCCUUCACAGUUGAUCCGCAAACCGCAUCGAUGAACUGUGAUGUGAUCGUUACACCUCCAUCGAAUAUAGCACUUCCUAUUACGAUUGAGCCAAUCGAUGGAAAGUAUAAUAUCAGUUUCAUGCCGACGGAAGUGGGAAGACAUAACGUCAGUGUUUUAAUCGAUGGAGAACCCAUAAAAGGAUCCUCGUUUGCUUGCAACAUCUACGAUGUUACAAAAGUUCAUGUAUCCGGUCUUUCGGAAGCUUUGCUUGGACAGGCGACGACAUUCACGGUGGAUGCUGCGGAAGCUGGAGAAGGAACUUUGGAAUUGGUAGUCAGCACUGAGAAUAAUACUGUCAAGGCUGAAGUUGUUGCAUGUGCUCGGGGGCUGUAUGAUGUGACCUUUGUCCCGCAAACAACGAGCACCCAUUAUGUUAACAUCAGUUUUAAUGAUGACAAUGUCCCAGGAAGUCCAUUUAAAUGUCGAGUUAUCAGCAGCGCACUCGAUGGACCUUCAAUGAUCAGAGUGGGAAACACUGCUUACAUGGAUUUGGAUAUGCCAGGACUCGUUGGUCCAGUAUCUGCAGAAGUUACAAGUCCAGAUGGCAUUAUAAUACCAUCUGCUUUGAACAAGCUCUCUCCAAACCUCUUCAGAGUUGAAAUUAGAACGAGACAAGUUGGAACCUACAAUGUAGUAUUUAGCGACGGCCAAAAAAUGAUUAGUUCUCAGACUCUGCAAGUUUUCGACCCAACCAAAGUCACAAUAAAAGAAAUAUCAGAUACUGUUUGCCAUCGUCCUGGAACAAUUUUAGCUGUUGCUUCGAAGGAGGCCGGUCCUGGCAAAUUGAGCGUGAAUGUCCGAGCAGGAGGAGCCGAUGUUGAUAGUUUAGUUAGAGAAAGAGAAAACGGAGUUUACGAAGUUAUUUUCCAUCCAACACGAGCUGCGCCUCAUCGAGUUCAUAUCAAAUACAAUGACGUUCAUAUUCAAGGCAGUCCACUUGAAGUUGCAGUACGAGGUCCAACUGGCGGGAGAGAAGUUACAGCCACAGGGUUAGGAUUAUAUCAAUCUUGUGUGGGAAAAGUAACUUCGUUCACUAUCGAAACAUUAGGACGCCCCGGAAAAGAAUUUGAUGUCGUGAUUAGUGGACCGCAAGGAAACGCGGUUCCUGUGAGAUGCUACCAACACAGAGAUGGAAACUUAUUAGCCGAAUUCACAACUAAUUCGACUGGAACCUACAAAAUUGACGUUUUACAAGGAGCGAAACCAGUAUUGGGUUCACCUUUUUUCUGCCAGGCCUUCGACCCCAAUAAAGUAAAACUGCAAGAACUGGGACCAACUACAGUAGCUGUCCACGAUCACGUUGCAUUUAAAAUGAUUAAAACAGAUGCUGGAAUGGCGGAAUUGGAUGUCACGGCGACAAGUCCAUUAGGACAGGAACUUCCGCUUCAAGUCACACCGCUUAAUGACGGCGCGGAAAUGAUUGAAUUUUCGCCAAGUGUUCCUGGUACAUAUAUGAUCAACGUAACUUAUGGUGGUUGUGCCAUUCCGGGCAGUCCGGUAAUUUGUACAGUAGAAGCGGUCGGACAAGCUCGAGCUAAAGGCGAAGGUUUACUCACUGGUCUCGUUGGAAAACCUGCUCAUUUCGUUGUAACUGGCACACGAAGUCCACCAGCCGUACAGGUUGACGGUCCAGAUAGCAUAUCGAAAGCAACAAUCGAGGCCGGGGCAAAUCCUGGGACUUGGAACGUAUCCUACACCCCAACGGAAGUGGGAGUUUUCGAUGUUAGGGUUGUUUGUGCUGGACAGCAAUUACCAGGUUCACCUUGGCAUCCAAAGAUCAUUGAUACAAGAAAUCUUCGAGUCAUAGGCGGUUGGUCAGCAUUGUGUGACGAACUGGGACGUUUGAAGAUUCAACCUUCGAACAAAAUAAGCUUUGAUACUGCUGAAGCCGGUCCUGGUGAACUGAGUGGAAAAGUCGGGGACCAUCCCUUGUCUUUUGAAAUGAAUUCCAAUAACAGGCUCAAACUGGUAACGCCCCAAUUAAAUGGUGGAGAACAUCGCUUGGAAAUAUUAUUCAAUGGCGUUCCCUUCCCAGGAGCUCCAAAGCUCGCAGUCGUCCAGGAUGGAGAGCCUCCGUUACAGGACACAAGCAGAGUAAUGUUGAGAGGUCGAGGUUUAACAUCAGCAAAAUGUGGAGAGGAAGUCAGUUUUACGAUUGAUGGUUCUCAAGCCGGAAACGGAACACCUAAAGUUCAACUUUUUUCACCAACAACCGAAGUUGCAGUCAAUUUACAACACUUAGGAGAUAGCGUCUACCGAGCGAGUUACGUACCACUUACAGCGGAUUCGCUUUUAAUGACAGUAUCUUGGAAUGGAAGGCAAUUAAAAGGAUGCCCUUUGCAAGUUAAUGUUACGAGUGCGGCGGACGCGUCACGUGUAGUUUGUUCUGGAGAGGGUCUAAAACAGGGCAUAGUCGGACAGGAAAUAAGAAGUUUCAUCGACACGAGGAGGGCUGGACCUGGUGAGUUAACGGCGCACUGCGAUGGACCUCAUAAAGUGGCAUAUUGUGAACUUUACGAUCAUGGGGAUGCGACAUUUACGUUGAAUGUCAAGCCUCAGGAAGCAGGAAGGCACUCACUGACCAUUAAAUACGCCGGCGAACAUGUAACUGGUUCACCGUUCACUUUAAGAGUUUCUGGAGCACCUGAUGCCUCUAAAGUUCGUGUUUAUGGGCCGGGAAUAGAACAUGGUGUCCUAGCAACAUUCCAAUCACGAUUUAUUUGCGAUACUAGAGGUGCAGGUGCAGGACAACUAACUGUGAGGGUUCGAGGACCGAAAGGAGCUUUCAGGGUGGAGAUGCAGAGAGAAACUCAAAAGGAUCGAAUUAUUUUGUGUCGAUUCGAUCCCACGGAACCUGGCGAUUAUAGAGUGGAAGUAAGAUGGGCUGGUGUACUCGUACCUGGAUCGCCAUUCCCUGUUAAAAUCGUCGACACGCAGGACGAACUAUUAUUACUCACACAGGGUGGAGACACUUACUCAACGAGCCAUCAUACUUUGACAUCGUGGCGUGGUUCUCAAGCAAUAUUAUAGGAACCAAGCAUAAAAAUGUUAUUACUUUAUAAGAACUAAUAAUAGAAUAUUUUAUUUUAUAUAUAUUAUUAUAACUUAUAUAAGCGUUUCG